AGUAACUAGGAAGCAUAAGGGUAACUAAGCUAACAUUGAUGAAAACUGGGGAUCGACUCUAUGGGUUUGAACACUUGAAUAACGGCGAUUUUUUCUUUUUCGUAAUGCAAAGUCUAGACUGCUUUUAACAAAUAUCGAGAGAAAGUUAUAUAGUUCAUUACUAAAAGGCAAGUAAAUGGCUCGGCCGACCCUCUCGGCCCACUUCCCCAGUCGCUCCAGGGUGCUGGCUGCACGGAUGGCCCUGCAGCGGGAGCAGGAGGCCCGCUGUCGCCAGCAGUGGGAGCUGCACUCUCUGUACUUCCGGGAGCAGAGUGUCCGCAGCCAGAGGCAGGCGGCUUGGAGCUCGGCUCAGUCCUACGAAAAGAGUAUGUCAGCAUACAAUGAACAGAAACUAAAGGAGGAAAAGAAGGCCAGCCUGGAGGAGCGCAGGAAUCGGCUAAGGGUCAUGCUUCAAGAGGAGCACGCCCGGCUGGAGGCGGAGCUGAGGGAGGUGGUUCCUGAUACCAGCACAUUGGCAAGUCAGCUGCUGCAAAAGACGGAAGAGCUUCGUACAGUGAGAGAGGAAAGAAGAAAAAAGCUUGCACAAGAGCUGCUCAGAGAGCACUGGAAGAAAAACAACACAGAGCUGCAAAAGGUUGAGUCAGCAUUACAUAAAGAUCAUGUUGUCAGCCAAUGGCACGAGCAGAUAUCUGAGAAGAAACGGCAAGACGUCGCAGAGCAGGAGCAGAACAGACGCUUUGAAAAUGAGUACGAGAGAACCCGAAAAGAGGCUCUGGUGAGGAUGAAGCAAGCUGAAGAGAAAAAGAAGGCAGAAGAGCUGAGGAGGGCCGAGGAACUAUGCAAACAGAUGGAAGAACUGAAGUUGAGGGAAGAGGAGGCCACUCGCUUGAAGAAGGAGCAGGAGGCUCUUUUGGUCAAACAAUGGCAGCUGGAGAAGAUAGAGGAGGAAAGGAGAAAAGUGGUGGAAAAAAGAAAAAAGUCUGAAAUGGGGCUUUUUUUGAUCCGUCAAUAUCGUGCUCAGCUGAAGAGGAGAGCCCAGCAAGUGCAGGAGGAACUGGAGGCAGACCAUAAGAUCUUAGCAGGUUUGCUAGAAGGACAGCAAGAGGACAGGAAGAUAGAGACUGAACGAAGGGAAAGGGCCAUCGCCGAUGCUGCCUGGAUGAAACACGUGAUUGAAGAGCAGCUUCGAUUGGAGCAGGAGAGGGAAGCUGAGUUUGACAUCCUACACAGAGAAGAAGCUCAACGUGUGUGGGAGAAACGAGAAGCACAGUGGGAGAAGGAGAAGAAGGCGAGAGAACGACUCAUGCAAGAGGUACUCAUGGGUAGGCAGCAGCAGCUGGAGCUUAAGAUGCAAAAUAACAGAGAGGCUCAGGAGGAGUCACUGAGGAGACGAGAACAACUGAUCCAAGAGCUGGAGCAGGAGAGGGAGACCAGAAGGCAUGAGAAGGAGCAAGAAGAGGGGCGUAGGACGGCACGGAUGCAAGAGAUCAAUGCUCAGGUGGAGCAGCAGCACCAGGAUCAGUGGGAGGAGCAAUGCAGGUUAGAGCAGGAGGAUGAGGAGGACAGGGUGGCCCUUCAAGUUCAGGAGGAGGAGCUAAAGCUGGAGAUGCAGAGGAUGACCAAGAAAGGGUACCAGGAAAAGAUUCACAGCAGGCCUCGAUCAGCAUGGACCUGAGCAAGCUGCUACAAGUCAAAACCAAAUUGUGAGAUGUAUAUUCAUUCCACUUAUAAAUCAGCUUUAAGAUUUUGCCCCAUAGUUUGUUCGUGUUUGUUGUAUGUAUA
Pungitius pungitius (ninespine stickleback) is the source of this 1782-nucleotide messenger RNA. It is a transcript of the gene tchp, whose product is annotated as trichoplein, keratin filament binding. The transcript is spliced from 13 exons. The record is from RefSeq and is a predicted model, not a curated record. The coding region runs from base 176 to 1675 and encodes 499 amino acids. Gene Ontology annotation, biological process: apoptotic process. Gene Ontology annotation, cellular component: keratin filament. Lineage: Eukaryota; Metazoa; Chordata; Actinopteri; Perciformes; Gasterosteidae.